This is a messenger RNA of Trichophyton benhamiae CBS 112371, 1662 nucleotides long. RefSeq lists its product as uncharacterized. Bases 1 to 1662 code for a protein of 553 amino acids. The transcript is spliced from 5 exons. NCBI's taxonomy places the organism in Eukaryota, Fungi, Ascomycota, Eurotiomycetes, Onygenales, Arthrodermataceae. The record is from RefSeq and is a predicted model, not a curated record.
AUGUCUGGCGCAAAGGCCAGGCUUGAGAGCGUCUCUGCGCAGCUCCAGCCGCAGCAGAGAGACGCUGCUUCACUCAGCAGGAACCGACAUACCCUCUCGCCGACCUUCUUCCUGCCUCGCGCAGCUGCAAUCGAGCCAGAUGCCGAAGCCAUAUACCACGUUACGGCGAACAACAAGGUCGUCCGGAAGACAUACCAGCAGUUUUCAGACAGGGCGAGGGGACUUGCAUACUACAUCAAGAAGCGUGGGUACAGGCGAGUGGGGAUACUGGCCCCGAACACGCCUGGGUUCCUCGAGUCGAUAUUCGGCAUCGCUGCAGCCGGCGCAGUCAACGUCGCUAUCAACUACCGUCUAAAGGCAGAGGACAUUGCAUACAUCUUCACGCACGCCGACGUUGACUCCAUCAUCGUCGACAAGGAGUUUGUGCACUUGCUGGAUGAGUUUCGCAAGAGCAGCCCCCAUAUACCCUUGAUAGUCGACACAGACACCGACGCGGACGAAGGGGAGCUAAGCGGAGACCUUGACGCCGCCAUCCUCGAAGGGCUGAAGCAUGACGAGCAGCAAGGGGCCCCCGGAUGGGAUGGGUUAGAGGCUCAGGCGGCGGAUGAGGAGUCGCUAAUUGCGCUUGCAUACACCAGUGGAACGACGGCAAGGCCAAAGGGGGUGGAAUAUAUCCAUCGAGGGUGCUAUCUUGCUGCGCUCGGGAACAUCAUCGAGUCGGGAUUGAACUUCCAGCAAGGAAGAUGCGGCUACCUGUGGAUUUUGCCUAUGUUCCAUGCCAUGGACUAUCCUGAGAUAUGGCGGAUGUUGAAGCAAGAGAACAUCACUCACUUCAACGCCGCUCCCACGGUCAACACUCUGCUAUGCGCCGCAAAGGAGGCAGAGAGACUGUCACGGCCGGUCAGAGUUACCGUGGCUGCCAGUCCGCCCACUGCCCAUCUCUUUGAGCAGAUGACCAGCGUCAACCUUCAUCCGGUCCAUGUCUACGGCCUCACAGAAACCUAUGGCCCCAUCACAAAGGCGUAUCAUAUGCCGUUGUGGGACACAAUCCCACUCAAGGAGAAGUACAAGAGGAUGGCCAGACAGGGCCACGGCUUUCUAACCAGCCUGCCUGUCCGGGUUAUCAAGACUGAUGUUCCUGAGGGCACCAUCAUCGACGUCCGCAAGGACGGCCAGGAGAUUGGAGAGAUCGUGUUCACGGGCAACAUCUGUGCCAGAGGCUAUUACAAGGAUGCAGCAGCCACCGACAAGCUCUUUGCCGGCGGUGUCCUGCACUCUGGUGACUUGGCUGUGUGGCAUCCAGACGGAGCCAUCCAGAUCCUCGACCGGGCAAAGGACAUUAUUAUCAGCGGAGGAGAGAAUAUAUCCUCUGUCGCUCUCGAAGCGAUGCUGGCCACGCAUCCAGACAUCCUCGAAGCCGGCGUCGUAGCCGUCUCGGACACCCACUGGGGCGAGAGACCCAAGGCCUACGUUACCAUCCAGGCCGACAAGCAGGUCACCGGCCCUGACAUCAUCGCCUGGGCCAAAAACUCCAGCGGCAUCAGUCGAUUUAUGGUGCCGCGGGAGGUCGAGAUCGUCCCGGAGCUGCCAAAGACCAGCACCGGCAAGAUCAAGAAGAAUGUGCUGCGCGAAUGGGCCAAGGGCGCCUCGCAAGCUUCAUAG